CUGCCGAAGAUCUCGCGGGAGUUAGCCGACAAAUCCCGCAAGCGCAGGCCCGGGCUGGCUCUGCGGCUCUCGCGAUAUUUGAGCGAGACUGCUUCCUUCCUUCUUCCCUUGCCAGUCCGCCUGUCUUCCUCCCCCUCUUCCCUGCCCGGCCUCCCCUCUCCUUCCCCCGCCGGCCCCCUCCCCGCAGGGAUAAUAUGGUCUCCGGCGAUGGACGCCCCAAAAGCAGGAUAUGCCUUUGAGUACCUUAUUGAAACAUUAAAUGACAGUUCACAUAAGAAGUUCUUCAAUGUAUCUAAACUUGGAGGCACCAAGUAUGAUGCUCUGCCUUACUCAAUACGGGUUCUGUUGGAAGCUGCUGUACGAAAUUGUGAUGGCUUUUUCAUGAAAAAGGAAGAUGUUGUGAACAUUUUAGACUGGAAAACCAAACAAAGCAAUGUUGAAGUGCCCUUUUUCCCUGCCCGUGUUCUUCUUCAAGAUUUUACUGGAAUACCGGCAAUGGUGGAUUUUGCUGCUAUGAGGGAGGCAGUGAAAACUCUUGGAGGUGAUCCUAAGAAAGUCCAUCCUGCUUGUCCAACAGAUCUGACAGUUGACCAUUCUUUACAAAUUGACUUCAGUAAAUGUGCAAUACAGAAUGCGCCAAACCCUGGAGGUGGUGACCUGCAAAAAGCAGGAAAGCUCUCUCCACUUAAAGUGCAGCCUAAGAAGCUUCCCUGCAGAGGCCAGACUACCUGCCGAGGAUCUUGUGACUCUGGAGAACUAGGCCGAAACUCAGGAACAUUUCCUUCACAGAUUGAGAAUACACCCAUCCUGUGUCCUUUUCAUUUGCAACCAGUGCCUGAACCUGAAACAGUGUUAAAAAAUCAAGAAGUAGAAUUCGGCAGAAAUCGAGAGAGGCUUCAGUUUUUUAAGUGGAGUUCAAGAGUUUUUAAGAAUGUGGCAGUAAUCCCUCCUGGAACUGGAAUGGCUCAUCAAGUAAACUUAGAAUAUUUGUCAAGAGUGGUAUUUGAAGAAAAGGACCUCCUCUUCCCAGACAGUGUAGUCGGCACAGAUUCACAUAUAACGAUGGUGAAUGGUUUAGGGAUUCUGGGGUGGGGGGUUGGAGGCAUUGAAACAGAAGCAGUUAUGCUUGGUCUGCCAGUUUCUCUUAUUUUACCAGAGGUUGUUGGAUGUGAGUUAACUGGGUCAUCAAACCCUUUUGUUACAUCCAUAGAUGUUGUUCUUGGCAUUACAAAGCACCUCAGGCAAGUAGGAGUGGCUGGGAAGUUUGUUGAGUUUUUUGGAAGUGGAGUUUCACAAUUAUCUAUAGCUGAUCGAACUACAAUAGCAAACAUGUGUCCGGAAUAUGGUGCUAUCCUCAGCUUUUUCCCUGUGGACAAUGUGACAUUAAAACAUUUAGAGCAUACAGGUUUUAGCAAAGCCAAACUCGAGUCAAUGGAAACAUACCUUAAAGCUGUGAAAUUGUUUCGAAAUGACCAGAAUUCUUCAGGAGAACCUGAAUACUCCCAGGUGAUCCAGAUUAAUCUGAAUUCAAUAGUUCCAUCUGUUAGUGGUCCAAAAAGACCUCAGGAUAGAGUUGCUGUGACAGAUAUGAAAAGUGAUUUCCAGGCUUGCUUAAAUGAAAAGGUAGGAUUUAAAGGCUUCCAAAUUGCAGCUGAAAAACAAAAGGAUAUUGUCUCCAUUCAUUAUGAAGGAAGUGAAUAUAAGCUAUCUCAUGGAUCAGUGGUCAUUGCUGCAGUUAUCAGUUGUACCAAUAAUUGCAAUCCAUCUGUCAUGCUUGCUGCAGGUCUUUUGGCUAAAAAGGCUGUGGAAGCUGGUCUGCAUGUUAAACCUUACAUAAGAACAAGUUUAUCUCCAGGCAGUGGGAUGGUUACACAUUACCUCAGUUCAAGUGGAGUAUUACCAUAUCUCAGCAAGCUUGGAUUUGAAAUAGUUGGCUAUGGAUGUUCAACAUGUGUGGGAAAUACAGCACCCUUAUCAGAAGCAGUUUUGAAUGCAGUAAAACAGGGUGACUUGGUUACCUGUGGAAUUUUAUCUGGAAACAAAAAUUUUGAAGGUCGUCUUUGUGAUUGUGUUCGUGCCAGUUAUCUUGCCUCUCCACCCUUAGUGGUAGCUUAUGCUAUAGCAGGCACAGUGAAUAUAGAUUUCCAGACAGAACCUUUAGGUACUGACCCUACUGGCAAGAACAUUUACCUGAAUGAUAUUUGGCCUAGUCGAGAAGAAGUUCAUCGGGUUGAGGAAGAACAUGUUAUACUAUCCAUGUUUAAAGCAUUAAAAGAGAAAAUAGAGAUGGGGAAUAAACGGUGGAAUUCCUUAGAAGCACCGGAUUCAGUUUUGUUUCCUUGGGACUUAAAGUCUACUUAUAUCAGAUGCCCUUCAUUUUUUGAUAAACUCACCAAAGAGCCAGUUGCACUCCAGCCUAUUGAAAAUGCCCAUGUCUUAUUAUAUUUGGGAGACUCUGUCACAACAGAUCAUAUAUCACCUGCAGGAAGUAUCGCUAGGAAUAGUGCUGCUGCUAAGUAUUUGAUGAACAGAGGCCUUACCCCUCGUGAAUUCAACUCUUACGGAGCUCGAAGAGGUAAUGAUGCUGUAAUGACAAGAGGCACUUUUGCAAAUAUCAAGCUUUUUAAUAAGUUUAUUGGAAAACCAGCUCCCAAAACAAUUCAUUUUCCAUCAGGACAGACGCUAGAUGUAUUUGAGGCUGCAGAGCUGUACCAGAAAGAAGGUAUCCCACUGAUUAUUUUAGCAGGAAAGAAAUAUGGUUUCGGAAACUCCAGAGACUGGGCUGCCAAAGGACCAUAUUUACUGGGUGUGAAAGCUGUUUUGGCUGAAAGUUAUGAAAAAAUACACAAAGAUCAUUUGAUUGGAAUUGGCAUAGCUCCACUUCAGUUCCUUCCAGGAGAAAAUGCAGAUUCCUUGGGCCUCUCCGGUAGAGAAACAUUUUCUUUAACAUUUCCUGAAGAACUGGCUCCUGGAAUUACAUUGAAUAUACAGACAAGCACUGGAAAAGUAUUCAGCGUGAUUGCUUCGUUUGAAAAUGAUGUGGAAAUAACAUUAUACAAACAUGGAGGAUUAUUAAACUUUGUGGCACGAAAAUUCUCAUAGUAUCUACUUACCAUGGAUACCUUUCAUAACUGGUAACUGCAAAGCCUUUUGUGCUGGACCCAGGAAUCCUUACCAUGGAGCUGCAGAUAGUCCCAGUAUACUCACUUCUCUCAUCCAUGGAUGUACAUGAUGAUGAAUCAACGUAGUGACUGAAAAGAAAUCUUCUUGAUUUUAAAUAAUUUACGAAUGGUGCUAUUAACAUUGCUAAAAUCAACGUGUGAAGUGUGUUGUGGAAGAGACCUGUAAGUAUGGGGGGGGAUAUUUUAUCAGACCAUUUUGUAAAUAAAGGCAGAAUUCGUGUUGAAGAUUCUUAUAUGAGUAACCUUCCUGGAGUUGUUUAGUUUUGCACCUAUAAAACUGUGUACUACUGUUUGUUGGUUUAAGAGUAGCAGACUGAAAUAUAAGAAGCCAGAUUAGACUCUAAAAUUGUGGUUAUUGGACUCUGAUUUGUAAGUGGACCUUGAAAGUAUAUUAAUUCCUUUUCAGAACUGAGCUGGACAUAUUUGGCAUUCUUAGUUUGUCAUAUACCAGGUUUAUCCUUAGUUACACUGCAAGGGAUAGAACCUGCCCCAAGUCACAAUCAUUCUGUCCAAUCCAGCCAAGGUUCCUUCCACAUAUGAAGAUGGACCAUGGCAAAAUACAGCUGAUUGUGUGGCACCAUGUAUUAGUAGUGGAAAUAUGUAUCACAUAAGAUGCAGCCUUUAAUUUUUCAGCAGUUUGCCACUGUGACUAUCUGGCAAGCCCCCAGAUGGCAUUAUAUUAAUUGGAUUAGAUUAUUUUGCUCACCUAUGUAAUACUGUAACUUCUUACAACCUAGUAUUUUCAGUAUCAUUAACCAAAAUUUCACACUCAUAGUUGCUAAAGAGAAUGUUAUUUAGUCAUUAAACUCUGAACUGGUUUCUUGUAGGCAUUUAAAUAAUCCACCCUUAAUUAUACGGAUGUUCAACCCUAUGCAUUUUUUAAGUGUGGCUAUUUCUUGAUUAUUUAAAUUGAUUUCCUGUCAUUUUGAAUCAUUUAUCACCUGCGAUGCAUGACUCUAUUAAUUUUGUUAUGUUACUGUUUUAACCAAAGCUGACCAUAAGGAUAAAACACUUAAGUUGUUGCUGAGUACCGUAUAUCCUCAAUAUGCAUGUCUGCCCGUCACAUAAAAUGUUCUGUCAACAAGAUGGUUGGCUUUUUUUUUUUUUUUUUAAGACAGUCUUGUUUUGUCACCAGGCGCCAGGCUGGAGUGCAGUGGUGCAAUCUUGGCUCACUGCAGCCUCCAAUUCCGGGUUCAAGCAGUUCUCCUGCAUCAGCCUCCCGAGUAGCUGGGAUUACAGGCGUGAACCACCAUGCCCAGCUAAUUUUUGUAUUUUUUAGUAGAGACGGUGUUUCACCAUGUUGACCAGGAUGGCCUCGAUCUCUUGACCUGGUGAUCCACCUGCCUCAGCCUCCCAAAGUGCUGGGAUUACAGGCAUGAGCCACUGUGCCCAGCUGGCAAUUUUUUUUUUAAAGGUUGGAAAAUUAAUUAUGGAAGGUUCUAUAUACUGUUGUUUUUUUUAAACCUAGCAGGCUAAAGGUUAAUUGUAGUGAUUUGUUUUUCACAUGGAGAUCUUUCUAUGACCUAGUUAAGUUACUGCAAUUCAGAAUUAAUUCACAUUACAUAAAGAAUUACUUCUUUUAAGUAAAUGCUGAAACUACCAAACCAGUGGAUGAAGACCGCUGAGAACUUUGCACAUAAUCAUACAAUCUUUUGAAAAUAUUUUGCAAAUAUGUGUUUAGACAAUAAGAUGGACUAGAAUUUGACAAAAUGAUUUCUUUAUUUAAAUUUUUUAUAAGUAUUUUCUUUGUUACUUUCAAAUUAUAUUGUGUUCUUGAUAUAUGCUGUGUGUGUAUUUGUCAUUGCAUGUGUUUUUAAUUUACAUGAAAACAUGAGUUAGGAGAAAUUACAAGUUGAAUGAUAAAAUACCUGUAUGAGCUCUUAAGAAAUAGUAAUUCCAGAUUGUGUAGGGGAAACAAAUCUAUAUUGUUUUGAAAGCAUACUCUGUACAAGUUAUGGGCAGAAGCACAGGCAUCCUCAGCAGCUGAUUUGGGAGAUGAUGGUAAAGCUAGCUAACUAUGAAUUAAAUAUUCACAUAUCCAGUCUACUUAGUCCAGUAAUAAUACAAGCAAAUCUUUUAUUUCAGGAACAAAUCAAGGUUCUCUUAAUUUUUUGGUUUGUAUACAAGGAGGUAAAAACUUGAUAACAUGGUUUUAAAUUAAGGAGGAGAGUCAUGGAUGUGUGUUUUGAUAUAUUUACCUUAUAAUUCUGCCUCUAGCCAUAUGCUGUGUUUGCAAAAUGUGGCAUCUGUUAGUUUUCAUUGUCUAUAUCUUCUUUGUUGACUAUAUCUGGGUAACUUUGUGUUACCCAAAAAAUAAGAACGCAUAAUGUGAGACACAUAAGAAAAAAAAUCAAUGUUGUGAGCUUAAAGUACAAUUUCAAAGGUCAUUACCAAUGCAGCAUUUUUUAUACUUUAAAAACAUUAUGCUACAUAUAUUGCCAUCUUUAUGUUUUGUUACUCUUAUACAAUGAAAUCAGUGAAAAUGUUCAGCCACUGAACUGCCAUUAUUAUAUCUAAAAAGUUUUUAAGAUGACAGUUGUCACUAUUUUCUCCAUGCUGAUAUUUGAAAGAAGAUGGUGGAAGGUCCUAGAAUCUCUCUAGCCAGAUGGCUCAGUUUUUCCUUGGUAAUCAGACAGCAGUUGUAUUAAAGGAAAGUAAGGCUAAGACCUAAAUCAGAAUCCUAGUUGCCUGCAUAUAUGGUAACAAUGUUGUGUACAUUUGCUUUCUCGGUGAUGAGUGAGAGGAUGAGGAGAAAUUAUUUGACUGACAUUUUCCUGUGGUUGAAUAGAAGACACCUUUCUUUUGUCUUUAGGUUUAGGAGAAGAUACUAAGAUACUGGAUGUUUAUUCUGUCUUAGUCUGAUUGGAGUAAUAAGAGAGAAGAAGAGGAUGGACUUUGGCUUUUUCAGUGUUUUUUGCCCCUAAAGGGUGAUACUGCUGAUGUUUCUAUCAAUUUUACACAUAAUAUGUGGCUAUGAAACCAUAUAUCUCACUUAAGUAACUAAAAAUCAUUGUUUAUUAUUUAAAGCCAACAAAACAGUAUAACAGUUUUAAGUUCAAUAAUGUUAAGUAUUGUAUAGAAAUAAUAUUGGAGGCAAAGUUCAGUUGAUGACAAUUGUGUAUAUGUUACUGAUGCUGUAAAUUAUUUUUAAUAAAGAAAAUUGUAUUAUCA
This is a messenger RNA of Callithrix jacchus (white-tufted-ear marmoset), 6353 nucleotides long. RefSeq names its product iron responsive element binding protein 2 (gene IREB2). NCBI's taxonomy places the organism in Eukaryota, Metazoa, Chordata, Mammalia, Primates, Cebidae. The record is from RefSeq and is a predicted model, not a curated record.